Sorex araneus (European shrew) is the source of this 14204-nucleotide messenger RNA. RefSeq names its product zinc finger protein 704 (gene ZNF704). The transcript is spliced from 9 exons. Gene Ontology annotation, biological process: regulation of transcription by RNA polymerase II. Lineage: Eukaryota; Metazoa; Chordata; Mammalia; Eulipotyphla; Soricidae. The coding region runs from base 1 to 1740 and encodes 579 amino acids. Gene Ontology annotation, cellular component: nucleus. The record is from RefSeq and is a predicted model, not a curated record. Gene Ontology annotation, molecular function: DNA-binding transcription factor activity; RNA polymerase II cis-regulatory region sequence-specific DNA binding.
AUGCAGGCGCGCCGCCUGGCCAAGCGCCCCAGCCUGGGCGGCCGCCGCGGCGGCACCGCGCCGCCCGGACCCCCCGCGCCCGCCGCGGGCCCCGAGAGCUGGAGGCCGCCGCGGCCCGCGCCCCCGCCGCCCCCGCCGCCCGCGCCGCCCGCGCCGCGCGGCCACGGGCCCGCCCCCCCCCGGGCCGCCGCCGCCGUGUCGCCGCCGCCGCCGCCGCCGCCGCCGCCGGGGGACGACGAUGAGGACGGGGAGGGCGGGGGCCGGCGGCGCCGGGGGCUCGGCCGGGUGCCCGCCAAGCCCCGCGCGGCCGCCGAGGAGGAGGAGGAGGAAGAGGAGGAGGAGGACGACGACGACGACGAGGAGGGGGUCGUCGAGGUGGUGGACGGCGACGACGACGACGACGACGGGGAGGAGCGCUUCGCGCCCGUCGGCCCGGGCCGCGCGGUGCCCAGGGGCCCGGCCCGGGGCGCGCCCAAGGUUGGAAGCAUUAAACGGGAAAUGACCUUCACUUUUCAACCUGAAGACUUAAAACGUGACUGUAGUAAAAAAAUAUCUCAUCACCACUUGUUUUCCUUGGCCAUGGAGGAAGACAUGAAAGCUGCAGACACCAAAAAAGCCAGCCGGGCCUUUGACCACGAGAAAGAAAACACCCGUUCUGUCUGUCUCCUGGAGCAGAAACGAAAAGUCGUGUCCUCAAAUAUUGACGUUCCUCCAGCAAGGAAAUCUUCAGAGGAACUGGACAUGGACAAGGUGACCGCAGCAAUGGUACUCACCAGUCUGUCCACCAGCCCUUUAGUUCGAAGCCCUCCAGUACGCCCGAAUGAGGGCCUGAGCGGCUCGUGGAAGGAGGGCGGCGGCGUCCCGUCCAGCAGCAGCAGCAGCGGCUACUGGAGCUGGAGCGCGCCCAGCGACCAGUCGAACCCGUCCACGCCGUCGCCGCCGCUGUCGGCCGACAGCUUCAAGCCCUUCCGCAGCCCCGCGCCGCCCGACGACGGCAUCGACGAGGCCGACGCCAGCAACCUGCUCUUCGACGAGCCCAUCCCCAGGAAGAGAAAGAACUCCAUGAAGGUGAUGUUUAAAUGCCUCUGGAAAAACUGUGGGAAGGUGCUGAGCACUGCAGUGGGAAUCCAGAAGCACAUCCGGACUAUUCAUCUCGGGCGCGUCGGUGACUCCGACUACAGUGACGGGGAAGAGGACUUCUACUACACGGAGAUCAAGCUCAACACAGACUCGGUGGCAGACGGGCUGAGCAGCCUGGCCCCCGUCUCUCCCUCCCAGUCCCUGGCCUCGCCUCCCACUUUCCCCAUCCCCGACUCGAGCCGAGCGGACACUCCUUGUGCCAAAACUGAACCGAAGUUGAUGACGCCCUUGAGCCGCUCGGCCCCCACCACCCUCUACCUCGUGCACACCGACCACGCUUACCAGGCCACGCCCCCCGUGACCAUUCCAGGCUCGGCCAAGUUCACCCCCAAUGGCAGCAGCUUCAGCAUCUCCUGGCAGUCUCCUCCGGUCACCUUCACAGGCAUCCCAGUUUCUCCAACACACAGUCACGCCCUGGGCCCGGGUGAGCAGCGGCCGCACACACACACGGUCUUGUCCUCGCCGCCUCGCGGGACAGUGAGCCUGAGGAAGCCCCGGGGGGAGGGCAAGAAGUGCCGGAAGGUGUACGGCAUGGAGAACCGGGACAUGUGGUGCACGGCGUGCCGCUGGAAGAAGGCCUGCCAGCGAUUCACCGACUGACGGACGAGCCAGCAGAGGCCCGGCUCCCCAGACCCCCGCCCGCCUCCCGCUGCGGGACGCCCAAAGGAUUUUUUUCCUUUUCAACAAGAUACACAGGAAGAGCACUUCCCAGGAAGAACACUUCCAGGGAACCUUUGUGGAAUUACAGCAAAAUUAAAAUAAAAUAAAGGGGUGAGGUGACCCCCCCUCGCUGCCCUCGCUGAGAAUCCAGCCCAGAGCAGCCGUGAGUCAUUUUUGUCCUUUCCAAAAAAAAAAAAAAAAAGUCAACCUUUUUGUCUAAGUCAGAAAACUGGACUUCUAUAGCAACUCGAAACAACAGAAUCCAUUUUACUUCGCAAGAAGGCCUAUUUUGAUAAGCUUUCUGAAAAUGCCAUUUCUGAGAUCUUUUUUUUUUUUUUUUGACACUUAGAGAAAGCUACACGCUAUUUGGUAGUCUUUGUACAAAGAACACUAUCUGCUUUCUGUGUGAAUAGACUUUCCCCCCCGUUUUUCCAGUCGACUUCUCGAAGCGGUUCACCUCCUGAGGUGUUGCAGAGAAAGUCCAGCGCUCUGGGUAUCUUUCCCGUGUCUUCUUCGUGUGUUUCGUUCGUUUGGAAGAAAGGCCCCGAGUGCACCACGGUUGAGCCGUCAGCUUGCAGGGCCCCAGGCGCAGGAAGUGUAGAGAGACUGGCCGGGACCGUCACCAGCAGACUGCAGCUGUCCCUCCGGGGAAGCGUCCGGGCGUCAUCCUUGGGUUUCUAAGAAGCACCUAGCCCUGUCUCUGCCCGCCUCGGUUCUGUCCAGAACUGGCACCCGAGCUGCUCGGGUCAGCCUCCGCGCUCCUCCGGGGACGGGCUGCCACUCGCAUCCCUGACCUGUGGGCUGCUGCCUACCUGAGAAGUCAUCGCCAGCUUAAGGGGCCGUUGGCCCUCGCCUGUCCCGUCCACCACAGGCUGGUUUCAGAAAGGGAGCGAACUCUAGAUUCUCCCAGCAGGCCGGCGUUCGACGGCACAGCACAGCCGACGUCUACCCGUCGCUCCGAAUGUCAGGUGAAGGGGACCAGCCAGCGACUGUGCGGAAUGCACUUUCAUAGGUUUGAUGCUUUAGCAUGUCUGGGGCCUGGGGAUUGGGUUUGUGAACAAUAGAAACAUGAUAUGGGUAAGUGGAAGGCCCAAACCUUUAUUUUUAUUAUUGGAAAAAAUUUAAAAAGAAAAACAAAACUGGAGGGAUUCAUUAGGAAUUCGCUCAGAAGGGAACCUACAGGGCACCAAAAGCAAAAUGCAUGUCGGUAUAGGAAUUUCACAAUGUAGUCGGACCAGGGCUUGUCCUGUGUUCCUUUUCUCUGGCUAUUUAGCCUGCGGCGUGUAUGUGAGUGUGCGUCUGUGUCCGCUUAUGUGUAUUUUUGGUGGUAAUUGUGCAGGGAGAGGGGGGGUAGUUGGCAAGCCCUAUAAAUAAGCUCAAUUUCUGUCUACCCAGCUCUCAAACGCCCUGCUAAAGAACCCUUUCUCCUAUGCCUAUGCAAAGAAGCAAGAGCGCCUUACAGGAGGCACUGUGCCGGGCGAGGGACUGGAGCGCCUUACAGGAGGCACUGUGUCAGGCAGGGGGCUGGAGCAGCCAUAGGAAUGUUAAAUGAAAUUGCACAGAGGAAAGUUUAAUAUAUGUUUAAAGAUUGCACAUACACCUUUCUUUUUUUUUUUAGAAUUGAAAGAAGUCACCUGAUAAUAAGCUAUCCUCUUUUUUUGUUUGUUUGUUACAAGUGAGGGAGAUCGGACGUUCUCUAGCGUCACAUCCACAGUCUGUGCAUUCGUAUGUUUUGGCAAUUUUCUUUUUUCAGUUCUCCUGGGUCUGACUCUUUGAGCAUUAUUCCUUGGAAGAGAUCGCUUUUCCUCUUCCAUGGAGUUUUUCUUUAAAAACAUGAAAUUUCGAGAGAGCAGGAGGGGAGCUGCAUUUCAUUUCCCACCGUAGUUGCCCGUCAGGUCCAGCCACAGCAGCAGCUGCCGCGCCCGGCUUCGGGAGGAAAGGGCUCUUCCUCUGCAUGAAGAAGCGUGUUUGCGUGUUUGCACCCUUUGCCCCGGUGCGUCAAGUCUCCUCCCUGCAUCAUCUCCAGCACUCCCAGCUGGGAGACGCUGCUCCGGCCUGUCCCAGGAAACCCCACGCAAUUGAGCCUGGGGAAGGCCGAGUGCUUGGACAGAUUCCAGCACAGACCUACCUGGUGGCCACAGUACAAUUCUGGAGCCGAAGAUUUUUCUCUCCUACAAAGGUAGGAGAGAUCUCAGAUUAGGUCAUGAAUGAAGAAGCAUGUGUGAAAGGACGAGGGGUUACAUCCAUCCCCUUUCCCAGGACCUUGGGGCACAGGGAGGACACGAUCUUGGUCGUGGAGCGGUCCCAGAAUGCAGUUCUGUGGCUCCACACCCCUCCCCCGCGCCAGCCUGCCCCCAGCUGCAGCCCAGGAGUUGUGCCAGGCUCUGGCCUGGCUGAGGCAAAUUCGACCCUUCCCCGGAAUCUCUCUCUCGCAACCCCUUCCCCCAUCCCGACGGGGCCUCCUUUAUUCCGCUCAGCCCGAGGCUUGUGCAUCCCAGUAUCCGGGUGCCCACGGAACCCUCCGUUCCUUCAGACAGAGGCAGAGACCCCUCCCUUUUCCCCAGAGCAUCCAUGACGGCCAGGAGACCCCCAAGCUUUGCUUGACUAGCUUGGCAGAGAAAGGGGUUGAACUUCCUAACUGCCCUGAGAACCAUGAUUGCAGUAUGCAGCAGCUGGUUGUUAAAACGGAACUUUUUUUUUCUUUAAGAGGAGAGCUAUUUUGUUAUAUCUUGGAACAAAACAAAGUGCCAAAUUUAAGCCAGACAUUCACUUCAGGCCAUCGCUGUGGUACAUUCUUUUUUUUCUGUCUCAUUUGGCCAGCAGAGGAGGAGGGGGAGGAGGAGGGGGAGGAGGAGGGCGGGCAGUGACCUCCCCCAGCAGCUGGCUCUGUACCCAGAACUGCACCAGCACAUGCUGUGUGAGCAUCAGAGGAGCAAUACACAGGAGCCCAGCCCCGGGGGUUUCUGAAGUCGGGCGUUGUCACCUUGGGGCUUCCCCGCCUUCCCCCUCCCCACUCUCCCCUCCUUCGAAAAUAUUUUUUCAUCUCUCACCAGUGAAGGCGUGUCCGAGACAAGCCGGGUCUUCCCGGGAGAGCUGCAAAGCCAAGUGUGUCCCGUAGACAAUGGUUGUAAAUCACUGGCCCCCCCCCACCCCAGGGUGGGUGUGUGACCAGUGUGGGGAGAAGUGCCCCCCGCACUCGGGGAGCGGCUGGGUGGCCGGCAGGCUGGGGAGCAGAGGGAAGAGGCAGGAGGAGGUGAUCAUCUCAGCCCUGAUUCUUCGCCGGGGGUGAGGAGAGGGGUCCCUGAGCCACUCAGAGCCUCUUCUGCCCUCGCUGGACCCCGUGGCAGAGAGCACUGAGUCUCGGCGACACCCGUGCACCCUGUCUGUCACUCGCUGUACCCACGAGGACUGCGUAGGGGACCGUCCCUGAGUCGAUCACAGCCAUGCUGCCAAACAGAUUUUGCAGUCACAAUUGAGGCGUCACAGUUGGGCUCACCUUGAAGCUUCUCCAAGACAGAGUGGCCGUGUGUCUGUCUUGUCAAGGGUUUCUUCAGCUGAAACACCCUCCCUCCAAGUGCAAGCUCGUUCCUGCCACCGCCAUCAUCUCUCUGGAGUCCCCCACUGAGUCACCCCCCUGCCGCAGCCCGGGGUCCUGAAUUAGCCAACUGAGUCCGUUCCUGCCUUCCUCCGACUUCCCUUGGAGAUGAAAGGGCGGCGUUGGCUGGAGAAUGGUCAGAGAAGUGUCAAGAUUUGUACCCGUAGGAGAGGGUUCCUGGAACAUAGUAGCAAAAUACUGUAAAUAAUACUCAUUUCCUCAGGGAAAACAAAGGGAAAAAUAGAUUGGAGGCUCUCAAGACUGGACUUCUCAGUAGAACGUUAGCCUGUCAGAACGCUCGGUUUUUUUCAGUGGACCUGAUGUUGUAUUGAGACACGUUGCUGUGGACUUUGAGGGGUGGGGGAACUUUGAGCCUGAGAGAGAGCGCUCCUGCUUCGUUGAUGACCCACAAUCUAGAACUGACAUUUGAACCCCAGGCCUCAGCCCUGGUGGCUAUUUGUAGACCCGUGGAAGGCUUUUGCUGAAUGUAAUUGUGAAUCUAAAGCCUUGGAAUCCCUUUUUCGAUCCACCCGGUUGGAUUACUGGUUAUUAGCUAUAAGCAGAAUUCUGUAGACAAGGGCUGUUAAAAAUGUGCAUUUUGCUUUAAUGGCAUGUUAAGGAGCAAACUUCUUUGGACUUUUGUGGAUAAGAUGCUGCUUUUUUUUUCUCAUGACCCCGUAGAAUUUCUAUCGACCACAUCAACUAUAGCAUUGACCUGUCUGAACACAGGCAAGAAUUUGUGCAUACAAAUAAGUGGAGACAGCAGGAUUCGUGAAUAUGGAUGAGAGCGUGGAUCAUUUUGGAGAAUGCACUGGGCGCAUGGGUCAACUGGAAAUUCCAUUUCUCUGAGAAAAUAACCCUCCCAGCAGCAACUCACACAUUCUCCCUGCUCCCCAGAGCGAGGGGGACUCCUCUGUUUGAGAAUUGUUUUGUUGUAGCCUUUUGCUUGUAACUAGUCAAACCAGAAGUCAGUAAAAUAAAAUGAGAUUAGCACCUUUAGGUACUGAUGGUAUCACUAAGUCACACACACCAGUAGAGCAAGAAAGUGUAUCAUUUCUUUAAGACCGACUGGUGUGCUUCUUGUGACUGAUUUUUAGGGGGAAAAAAUGUAUUUGAUAUACAUGCUUUAAAUCACGUAUCUCUCAUGGGACCGAAAUCAAAAUUUUUGAUUUCUGGUCCAAUUUUGUAAAUAGUUCCUUCUUUUUGAAGACAAUCUCAUGUUUUAUAACUUUUCUUGUGGGUCUGAGAAUCACAAUGGUGAUGUGUUGUGUCAAAAUGUACUCUCAAAUACAAGAAUAAUUAUAACUUAAUUUUCCAAAUAAGACAAAAACUAUGUACUGGAUAGACUUCUACAAUUCUGAGACGUGACACUUUUAUAAUAAGCAUUCGUACUUCUCAAGUUAGCAGAACUGGAAAUAUUUUACAAGAUGCAAUGUUUUGUAAUCACAAAGAACAUGAACAUUUUGUGGGAAAUGACCUUGGUUUUAUACAUUGUAACUUAUUUUUUAAAAUACAGUAUUUUACCAGACAGGAAGUGUUACUAGUAUCGGCAAUUCCUGUUCUCCAAACAAAGGGCUAUGCCUCUUUUAAGCAAGUAUUUUGAUGCAUAUCUUUUCAAUUAACCCUCUGCAGCUAGGGUAGAAGUAGAUUUGAUGGAAAUGUUAUUGCAAGAGAAGCAACAUGCUAACCACUACUUCUGUUAUUACUGGUGUGUUUUCAAAUUUUUAUAGAAAAGACACUGCUUAGCUCCAAUUUUCAAAAUGUUUCUAGAUAUGCAUAUAGGCUAUAAGAAAAGAUACUCUUUUAAAUUCUUUAAGGUAAAAGUGAUGGAUUCUGUCACCAAGUUUACUACUCAUCCUACUAGAACUGCAUACCUGCAUUUAAUUGGCAAGUAUAAUUUGCUGGCAAUUUCUAAGAUCGUGGUAGGUAAGCCCAAAGAUGGAAUUGUUAGGUGAUCAGUAGUGUUUAAACCUAAUUUCUCCCGCAGCACGAACUCAACACUUUAAAUUUCCUUAUCAGAACAAAGUAAUUUAUUUUUUCACACAGACUCACAAACAAGGUUGGGAUGGGAAAGUGACUUUUCCCCAAAUUUGAGAAAUAAGGACAGGAGCCAUGGAAGAGUUUAUUAACUACACAGACAAUUCUGAGCUUUGACAAAUCCAUGGCAUCUUUUUUUCCCCUCUAGCCACACACUAUUAAAGCAAGAAAGAAGAACUCACUGAAAAGCGUUUGUUCCAAAGUCAGGGAUGUGACUCAGUGGUGAAACACACGUUUCGUAUAUCUGAAGCCCUGGGUUCAAACCCUGCCAUUUGGGGAAAGAAAAAAGAAAAGCAGUAAAAUAAGUUAUUUAUAUACAUAUAUAUUAUUUGUAAAACAAAGCAACAACAACAAACAUCUUUUCUUUCUAAUAUUUUUAGAAAUUCACUAGACUCAGUCAAGUAUUCAGACAUAUCAAAAGACGAACUGGGCUAGAUCAGUAGCGUACCUACAGAACACCUCCGGGUGGUCAAAGGGUCACACAAACAUUUUAUUCAAGUGGACUUUAUCAUCCGCAGAGAAGGACUAAAACGCACAGCACUGGGGGAAACUGAGUCCAGUCUUGGUUUUUGGGCUCUCUGAUGGGGAGAGUCUGCAAAUGUCUUAUCUUCAUUCCCUGGGAAAAUGCCCUUGUUAGCGUGGAAGUCCUCCGUAGGGAUCGACUGCUGGAAGGUUCUUAACCAAAUGUGUCUUGUUUCACCUUUGAACAGAGUUUUCCCAGUGUGGUAUGGCAGAUGCCUGAGGAGGCCGGGUAGAGUCCCUAAAUGAGCAAUUCACGUCAGGCAAAAGGAGUGACACUAGAGAAUGGGGGAGAUCUUGGUGAACGGUACACACGUGCCCCUCUUACGCUCGGACCCCACUCGUCGCUCUAGACAAUCAGCUUCACUGGGAAAUCAGGCUCUGAGCCACUCACUCUUCUCCCUGGGAAAGAUGAGGUGUCCUAACAUUUAAGUGUUGACAGCUAGUGCAAGUUCUUGGCCAACACUGUGCAGACCAAAGACAACCCACGUGUAGGUAGAGGCAGCCCUUGGCCACAAGUGUCAAUGCUUCAUGAUAGCCAGGUCAUAUCCCAUGGCCAUCGUGUCAAGUUCUGUAUCGGGCCCAUGCACUCACCCAUCUGGGUAUUUAGGUUCAAGAAGGGGACAGGGUCCGUUCUCCCCAGAAAUCAUUCUCUCCAACACCGGAGUAGAGCAACAGAAUAUCUUUAGGCUAAUGAGCCUUGUCUCUGAUCAAACUGCUCUGAGGUGUUAUCCAGCUCUUACUCUGCCUCCCCUGCCAUGCCCAGGCCGUGCCCCCAAAGCGUUCAAGAACCGUAACCCGAACUUCCUUACUGUUCUCACUACCGUGACCACUGUGAUGAGGGCCCGGCAGAGAGCAGCCUCGUGCCUUCAGUGAGGGCAGCCAGGAAGACAGCACCCGGGGCGUCCUUGCGCCAGAGCCUCUGCCGAGCCCCCCACGUGCCCUCUCCAUCCUGCCUCAUAAGCUUCCGCUCCCCACCCCCCCCCCCCGUGUAGAAUUGUGUCUUCCCCUCUGAUAGGGCAGAGCUCUUGGUCCAGAACUCGUAGGUACUUCAGUAUAUCGAGUAUCCACAACCUUCAAAGUGGAGUGUGUUGUUUUUUGUUCACAAAGAAAAUCUUAGCAUCUUUGUCUGAGGGCAACAACAAAUUAGGAAUAACGUGUCCUGGGGAAAAAAAAUAAAACCAGGAGUUUCUUCCUUCAUUUGGAUGAGUUGUUCUCAGCUUAUAUCUUCCACCACAACCCUGAUGGUGUGGGGCUCAUCCUUGCCCUACCCCUGUCACUUAGAGAUAAAGUCUGUCUCUUUCGGGUACACUAUUCCAACUUCUCCUUCCUAAGAAUAUAGUGGAGAAUAUGAAUAUUUAACAUUACCAUCACCCCCUUCUUAGCCAACUCAUAGCAAUCUUGAACCUGAAUCAGCCUCAUUAUUGCCCGCAAGGAGGCAAGAAAGGGCUUGUGAAGGGGUUGCUUUGGACCCUAGCCUGAUCAUCCAGAAUGACUCUCUACUUAGAAGACUAGAGACCCACCAGGUUCUCUACCCAACCUUUCAAUCAGGUGUUACAGAAAAGAAAGAAAGAGCUCACUCAUUCACAUGGUUGAAUGCCAGUCUAACUAAGCCCCAAUAUCUCCCUCUAUUAUAAUUACUAUCCCCUGCUUCUCCAUGUUUCAGCCAUCCAAGUGGUUAACUAUAGUUUAUGAGUUCGGUGUUCUGAGUAAAUGUUUUGGCUCCUGACAUUCAACAUUUGUUAUUAGUGUAAACUUCAAGUUGUUGCCCUAAAGUUUAAAAACAGCUCAAGUUUAGCAUUCAUGAUGGUGCAGAGGAAAAAGUCCUGUCAGUCCAAAGUAGAAAACACCCAGUAAUUUUGUUAAGUUCUGAUUAAAUAUAAAUGCAGUUUCUACGAUGUUGGCAAUGCCUGAGGCAUCAGUCAUUGCUCGUGGCCAUCAUAUAUGAGUGGAUGUCAUCUGGCCAUUCAGUGCCUGUUAGUUUACCAGGUUUUCACAUCUUGAGCUUAGCAUAAAGCCUCUUACAAGGAGUUUAAUUACAGAGCUCAAAAGAGGCCUAAAUAAUUUUGUCCUGCCACCUACUUCAGUUAAGGAGGUAUUUUUUGGACAAAUGAUACUUUUAUUAUGCUCCUGAAGAAACACAGUGGUGGAGGAGUACUGAUAAGUGUUUUUUCCUCCUCUCCUAGAAAACCUGCAAAGGUUAGCACUAGUUCAAUAGCAGUGGCGGGAUUCAAAUCAACCUAAGCUUUAGGGAAUAAGAAGAGAGCUACUAUUCUGAUAAAAUGCGGUCCUUUGUUUUGCCAGAGGGUAAAAAUCAUAAUUAAGUUGUAGCCCUUGUUUUUAAAAACGUUUUCACCUUAGGGCACCAUCCACAUUGUUAACUGCAAGCUUCCAAAGAACCGAGCACAUGGAAGAUAGCACUUUAUAUUAUAAUAAUGCUACAAUGAAUUCUUGAGUCUAACUGUAUUUCCUUACUAGCAGUAGUUCCGUACAUUUUUUAAUCAGAAAAGUAUAGAGUAGAAUCUACAAGAUCCUAGAAAAUGCAGAACUCCCUACAAAUUCAUUUUCUUCUUUAAAAAAAUAGGAGAAAAGCUGCCCCCACCCUUCCCCCUCUAAAUCUCGUGUGAACCUUAAAUAGAGAGAAAAAUCACUGAGCGUUAACAGAAAGAGAGAAAAGACCCUAUCCUGGUUAUUUGUCCUUUUUUUUCCAGCUCAGUGACCCCUUUGAAUUUUCUCCUGUAAUGUCUCUCUCGGGAGCUGGAGAGAUAGUGCAGCAGGUAAAGUGCUUACCUUCCAGGCAGCCAACCUGGGUUCAAUCCCCGGCAUCACAUGUGGUCCCUGAGCACCACUAGGAAUGAUUCCUGAGUGCAGAGCCAAGAGUCAUCUCUAAUCAUUGCUGGGUGUGGCCCUCCCCCAAAAGUUAAGAAGAAACAAAAUAUCUCUCUCCCUGCAUUGCCCUCACCUGCCCGAGUCUGAGCCCCAGCUCUCAAGUCUAUCCAUUCCCCGAGCUCCAGACAGAACCUCUUCCCUUAGGCUGUUAUUCUUCUUAACUCAAUGUCUGAGGGAUGAUUAUUACUAUGAUGGGUAACUUAGGCUCAGUCCUUGAUGCUCAGUCAUCUCCCUGACUUGGGGAAAAUCUUUCCAUCUUCUGGACAGUUUCUGGUGAUCCCUUGGAGAUCAGGACGGGAAAAACAAAAUGGCUUCUGGUGUGUGCAGUGGUUUUCGUUCAGGGAUCGAAUAAACGAGAAAGCGAUCCUGCAGCCUGUCACCCCCUCUGAGAAGGAGCCCCUCACCAGAUCUGUGCUGCGACAAAUGGUGGCUGAGACAGAAUGCGGAGAGAGCUUUGUGGGUUGCGGGGGAGAGCCUGUAAGAUAGAGAUUGCCCCUUGGGGAUCUACCAUCCACGUAGUAUGAUCAUCAACUACCCGACACACACCCCCCAGGAAGAAUACAGAGCUUUCCAGAGGCCAAGCCCUUGCUCGCUUUGACACUUUCCCCCAGUACUCUGCAAAUUGGAAAUCACUGACUGUGACAUGACCAAGCCCUGUGACAAUAGCAAAGCCCCUUCUUCCAAAGUGUCCCCAAUGUUUAGGGAACCUUCGUGAUCACUAGUAGAAAGCUUUAGAAUAGAGUUAGAUGUUUAGGGAAAAACUCAAUAUCGACCCACCCCACCCCACCCCUGCCAAGGUAUUCUCGUUCAAGGCCCCCUCAAAAUAUUUCUGAAGUCCAUGACUUCAGUAAUUGAAAAUAUCAUAGGUAUAAAAAUUACCCCGGAGUAUGGAUCAUAUAUGUUUUUUUAAGCCAUUAUUAAUAUUUUCCUACAAAGCCCAUGUCUAAAAUGCCUAUUUUUGUAAUGAAUGGUUGGACGAAGGUCAGCCAUUGAAACAUGCUCUCUGGAAUAACCAGACACUAGUAUAGUUUCCAAAGUGUUGCGUGUAUCAAAAUCUAUAUACUUAGAAGAACUCAGGAUAAGAAAAAAUCGCUAGGUCCCAAAGGGUCUGAGACUAUCAUCAAGUGAAACUGCCAAGUGGCCUCCAGGCAUCUUUAUCAAAUGGGGAGACUGGGGGUGUAAGAACAAAUUAGCACAGAACCUCUUUUGCCCUUGAUCUAUGACAAGGCUUAACAACAACAACAAACUUUCCGUGUUUAGAAAUUAUCUUUCCAGUUGUUUUCUACCGCAAAUCUAAACUAUUACUGUUAAAUUCUAAACCAUUUUAAAUGGGGUAUUUAAGGGAAAUGCUACCAGUAGAAAGCACUGCUAAAAAGCACAAUUCAGUGCUAGUCAAGUAAGAGAAAGACAAACUAAAGAGAAAGAACUGUUCUUCAUCUAGGAUGCUAGUAUUAAAUGACAGACUAGAGCUGGAAGUGGCUCGAAAUCAAUGUGGUCGAGCUAUCCAGUUUGUAGAGAUCUUUUGAGAUACAAUCUUACCACCAUUAUGAGGAGAUAAGCACUUGCUUACAAAAGUCUUUAACAUCAGUGAAUGAAUGUAUGAAGUUACAAAACUAUGCAUUUUCAAGGACUACUAUGUAUUUUGUAUCUAAUCCAAGUAAAUUUUUUCCAUAGAGACUAUUCACAGCAGCAAAUUAUACAACGUAAACUUGAAUUCAUCUUGUGAUGGAGAUUUGGGACGCCAGUCUAUUUUCUUCUAGCUAAGAUUUUUUAAGGCAAUGCAUAGAAACUUUAGGUUCUAAGCAAACUCAAUCAUUGAGGCGAAAAAAUGGGAAAUCUCCAUUUGACUUCUUCAAUGUCUGUGGGAAAUGUUGGUUGUGAUAAAGUAUGCCCAGUUCUUUGGAGGUGGAUCUUUUAUCAAUGCUAAAUAGACAAGCAAAACAAAACUGAAUAAUUUCAUGAGUAUUGCAUUGGAUAAAUAAGUUGUGUCUGUUUAACUUUAAGGAAAAAAAAUACUUCAGAGUCUGUUAUAUAGUUUCAAAGAACAGUGUAUUAAAAAUUGUCCAGCAAAGCAAAUCAUUGAUGUUUUCAAAAUUACAUGCAGAUAAUCACUAAUAUUUUAGGAAGUUCUAGAGAAUGUGCGCGAGCGCGAGAGCGCGCGCACGCGCACACACACACACACACACACACACCAUUUCAGUCUUCUUAUUGAUUCUGUUUUUACAUAAAACCUUUUCCCUUCAUAUUUUUUCUCUUUAAUGAGUGGUUUGCUUUUCAGCAUGGAGAAAUAUUCUCUCCUUAUUCUGACAAUGUGGAAUAAAGAACUCCACUUCUCAGCCAUUUCGGUUCUCUUCUAUAUCCAUUGGAAAAGUUUCUUAACAGUUUAUAUGGACAAACACUUCUAAACCUGGUACUUAUAGUGUACCAGAUAUGUUUGAUGCCUAUUUAGGAGCUAUUGGGGUAGGGUGUGUCUUUUUGUAUGAUUUUUAGCCAAAUUGAAAUGUCCUGACACUACAUAUCUGAAUACUUUAUCUGACUGUAAAUACAGCCUGUGGAGGUUCAGGUGAAUAAACCUUUUAUGUGACUGUCCUCAGCCAUGCUCCUUGCCAGAUUUUGGCACAUUGUACAUAGAUUUGUUGAAUGUUUCAAUGAUGUUGUUUUUCUAAAUGCUGUUCUCUUAAACUUUUCAAAAUUUUUUUCCGUUUUCUUUUGGCUUUCCAUUGUUUUGGACUUUGUAUGUUGGUUUUAAAAAAAAGUGUUUCCUAAGUAUUUCACACCAGAAAAAAAUAUAUUGGAUUAAACUGGUGCUAAUUGAAGCAGAAGGGAAAUUUCAGAUUGAAGAUGUACAAUAGAAAAUGUUCACACCAGUUCAACUACACUUAAUUGUACUUUCCCAAGGGAACAGCUGGCGUGUUACUGAAAUGGGCAUCAGGAGAAUCACUGAGUGUUUACAGUUUCUGUGGCCCAUUUAAGUGUAUGACUUAGAAAUGACUCUGUCCCCACAGAGUUGAGGAUUUGCUACAUUGGUCCCAUGGAAGCAUUUAAGUAGAAGAACAAGCUUAGAGUAAGCAUCACUUUAGUAAUUAGUCUUCUGGUCUUUGGACUUUCAUGCUCUGUAAUGCUUUAGCUGUAGCAAUGACGGUGGUGUUGCCAAUCGGGUCUGACACCUUCGUUGAUCUGUACUUAUGUGUAUGGUUCUACCUUGGGUUGCACGGGCACAUGCCAAGCCAGAACACUGGACUUUUAAUAAGACCAUUCUGACUUCUACAGUGUCCGCACACAUGAAUUUAAAUGCACUUGUAACUGGUUAAUUACCAUGAAGUCUAACUUCCGCUUAAUAAAAAUUUUUGUGUAUCUGCUUCUA